GCUAGGGCUAGUGAAAAUGGAGUCAAAAGUAAGAGUAUAUGUUCGGCAGUAGCCACCAAUCAACAGUUGAGUGGACAGUCCUCAACCCGUCUGUCAGCGAGAUAAAUGAGACAAAGAAUCAGCAGUGAGAAGGGCUGUUCAGAUGCUCAGUGAAUGGGGAAAUCCGGCGAUCGGCAUCUGCCACUGCAUCACCGCCAGCUGCCAAAUGGGUCUGGCCCAGACGGUGGUUCGUCGUACCUCUCUAGAUUUUUCCCGCUGUUCAAUUUCAAGUGCUUCUUUGUCUUGUUACUAGGCGUCGCUGUCUUUCUAUCGGCCGUGUUCUGGGUCCUACCUCAUCACUCCAACCACCGAUCUGGGUUUGAUCACUAUGAUGCAAAAGACUCCACCAAACUCAGCUGUGAGUGCACUACAUCGUCAAUUUACUUCUCUCCUUCUCUUUGUUGUUUUACAUCUGUAAUUCCACUUUCUAUGAUUGCAUCUGUUCAAGCAUCCUUCCAGCUGGAUAAAGCAGUUUCAGAUAUAACCCCAUACAUCGAUAGACUAGAGUACAAUAUAUUUGGUGAGAUAGGUGUCCCUUUUACAAAGGUUGCAGUUCUACAUGUUCACCCGGCUGCUGUAUUGUCUAACCAUACCAAUGUGACAUUCGGUGUCCUUUCUGAUCCAGUGGACAUACCAAUAAAUUCAGUGUCUCUGAAUUUGCUGAGAUCUUCUCUUCUGGAUGUAUUUCUGCAACAAGCUAAUCUGAUCUUGACCACCUCGGUUUUUGGACUGUCAUCUUCUUUCCAGAUUUUGAAGUUUCCUGGUGGAAUGACUUUAAAUCCUGAUUCUAAUUAUCCGUUGUGGCAAGAACAGAUUCUUUUCAGGUUUAAGCUCAACAAUUCAAUUGGUGAAAUAAAAGAGUAUUUUGUUGAGUUCAAAGAGCAGCUGAGGUCAGGGUUACGUCUCCGACAAUGUGAGAAUGUUUUUGUGCAAGUGAAUAACAAAAAGGGCUCCACAGUGGAUCCUCCGGUUACAAUUGAAGCUUCAAUUGUUUCAGACAGAGGACACCUUACAUGGGAUCGAUUAAGAGAAUUGGCUACUAUCAUUACUGGAUCAUCGCAUGCAAGGAAUCUUGGUCUUGAUAACUCUGUGUUUGGCAAAGUUAAGGAAAUAAGUCUUUCUUCCCUUCUGAAUCAUUCACUACAGGCAUUGCUGCCAGCUCCUUCUCCGUCGCCACUGCAAAAUCAUCCCAAGGGACCAUCAUCACCGUCCAAUGCUCACCGGCCUUAUGCCCACACUCCUUUGCCCAGUCAGCACCGGCAUAGGAGUCGCAGUCAGGAGAUAUCCCCAGCCCACUCCCCCGUAUCUCAUGGCUUCUCCAAUGGAGGACACCAUCAGAACAAAGGAAACCCAACAAGUUUCGCACCUGCGCCUGCGCCCUCAAUAUCAUCCUCUGAUCCUUCUUGCGAAAGGGGAUGUAUCCACGCGGGGAUGUAUUUUAUCAACGUGCUAGGAUCCCUCAUUCUCUGUGCUUAUUGGAUUUGACAACAGUGGCGCCAGCGGGUUAGUAGAUAGCAUGCUUGCCAUUUGAACCAUGAGAAGGUGAAAGUCUAAUCGGAACUGCCAGCAGGUUACAAAAAGGAUAUUAUCUCACCACUACAGAAGACGUACAGGACACUUUUUCCCAAAGGGAAUGCUAACUUAUACAGUAUUGUUUUCAAAUUUGAUGCAGGUUUUUCAUUGAGAUACCAAUUGUAAAAUGUUAUGGGUUCUCUUUGGAUGGCCUGUAAUCUGAGUUAAGUGUGUAUAAGAAUAAGACACUUCAGUAUACUUCAGUAACAUACUCAAAAAGCAAAAAAAAAACUGUCGACACUUUACUAUGUUCUUUUUUGAAAUAUUUAUAUUUCAAGGCUUCAAGCAUUUAAGGCUUGAAAUCUUUUUUUCAAGCCUUCAACUUACAGAAUACUGUCACUGUCUUACCUUUUGAUGCUUUCUAGUAACAUACUAACGUGGGUUCACUGGGUUGCAAUGUUGAAUACAGA
Messenger RNA from Cuscuta europaea, 2021 nucleotides. Lineage: Eukaryota; Viridiplantae; Streptophyta; Magnoliopsida; Solanales; Convolvulaceae. The record is from the annotation of a GenBank genome assembly.